Rhipicephalus microplus (southern cattle tick) is the source of this 2976-nucleotide messenger RNA. RefSeq names its product growth/differentiation factor 11. The record is from RefSeq and is a predicted model, not a curated record. Lineage: Eukaryota; Metazoa; Arthropoda; Arachnida; Ixodida; Ixodidae. Gene Ontology annotation, cellular component: extracellular region. Gene Ontology annotation, molecular function: growth factor activity; cytokine activity.
AUGUGCGCCGCGCCCGGCGACAGCGUUGUGACGCGGAGAAGCGGGCAGCAGCAGCAGCAAGAAACGUCCUCGGGCGAUUUAAUGAAGACUGCUGGCGGACGAGGCUCGCUACUCGUCUGUCUGCAGCCGCCGAUGUGCACACAAGUGCGAUCCACAAUGCCGUCUGGUCACAAAACGCGCGCCGCGUGCCCUCCUUCUUUCGGUGCGCCAUGCUUUCCUCUCGGUGCUGUGCCGCGCUUGCGCUCGCGUCUUGUAUGGCCGUGUUGGUGGCGGCCUGUGCAGCCGCAUCCUCCGAGCCAACGACGACGCCGGCCGUCGACGGUGACCAGCGUCGUCUCGACCGGUGCGCCGAGCCGCGGCGAGGCGAACUGCACGCGUUGCGGGGGCGGAACGCUGCAGUCCCGCGCCGUGCGGCUGCAAGCCAUCAAGGCCCAGAUACUGAGCAAGCUGGGCCUGAAGAGGGCGCCCAACGUGACGCGCCGCGCUCUGCCGGGCAUCCCGCCGCUGCAUCGGCUGCUGGACCGCUACGACGCCGGCAUGAUGCAGGCCGACGCGCCCUUCGAGCCCGGAGAACAGUACGACGACGACGACGACUUUCACGUGGCCGCCGAAAAGAUCAUCACCUUCGGACAGCACGCGCCUCCCGAGUUGGGCCUGAUGUCAGAGUGGCAGGCGGUGCACUUUCGCUUCUCGGAAGCGGCGCUCAACCUUCACGUGUCCAAGGCGCAUCUCUGGGUGUUCGUCAGCUCCAACCAGUCGCUGUCUUCGACGGCGGCCGUAUGGGUGACCCUCUACCAGGUGGCGAGGGACGCUGCCGCCGUGCCCGAGUUGCACCUCGUCAAGGUGCGGACGAAAGAAGAGAAGGGCAACCUUCGGCGCGGGUUCUGGGUGCAGAUGGACGCCAAGAAGCUGGUUUCGCACUGGUUCCGGCAUCCAAGGGAUAACCUGGGCAUCGUGGUGCACGCCUACGACUCCGAAGGCCGCAAAGUGCACGCCAUCACGGAACCUCCACCGGGAAGAGAAUCCUUGAGGCCCUUUCUGGUGGUGAUGGUGGACAAGAACGGCCGCAGCCGGACGCGGCGCAUGGUGGGCCUCAACUGCCAGGAGAACUCGAGCGAGGAGCGCUGCUGCCGCUAUCCGCUCACGGUGGACUUCGAGGAGUUCGGUUGGGACUGGAUCAUCGCGCCCAAGCGGUACGAGGCCAACUACUGCAGCGGCGAGUGCCCCUACGUGUUCAUGCAGAAGUACCCGCACACGCACGUCGUGCAGCAGGUCAACCUGUCCGGCUCGCCGGGACCCUGCUGCGCGCCGCGAAAGAUCUCCGCCAUCUCGAUGCUGUACUUCGACGACAACCACAACAUCGUUUACGGCGUGCUGCCCGGCAUGAUCGUCGACCGCUGUGGAUGCUACUGAGGCGCCGCGCGAUAGGCGGCCAGGAUCUCCGUCCCCGGUCUGCCUCCAAGGGGGCCCCCAACUUCCGCCACCGCAGCAGCGUGCGCGGAAGGCUGUGUAGUACAAAGAGACGUUACAUUUACCAUCGCGAUAGUUCCGUCCCAUGGACAAUGCCGGACCGCGUUGCUUUCUGUUGGCUGUGUCGCCUGCGCGGGGUGUCCUUUGUCAGUGUCCUCUGUUCCAGAGCAUGCUGCUGAGGCCUUCCACAUCUGAAGACCGCUCCGACAAGCCCCCAUGGCCAAGCGUUCACCCAGUGAUAUAACGGCCGUCGAAACGGUUAUAUUCGGUAAAGCACCCGAGUUCCUUCUCGAAAAAAAAAGGAGAGGGACAUGUCGUAUGACCCUUAGUUUCGUAUUUCAAAAUGCCAGCAAAAUAAUUGGGGCAAGGGGGUCUGCAGGCGUCAGGGCAUACGUUCAACCAAGUGCUUCACACGUGAAAGUGGGCAUGCAGCUGUUGAAAGGUCUGGACGUCGAGUUGGUAUGACGCAUAUAUACUUACGCGGUUUCUAUCAUUUUCCCGGCCAGAGAGUUCGUGUGCGCGGAGUCACCGUGAUACGAAUCCAUGUAGUCUAAGAUUAUUAUAUAGGGCGACUUCCCAUCACGCUUUCCAAGUGCUGUUGACGUCAUGUCGUGUGCGUGCGCGAUGAAUGAGGAUGACUGAGUGGUGUCCGAGUGGUUUAGCCCUAGUGGGCACUUUUCUUUUUGGAUUUUUUAUCUUCACAAAGUGAUCUAUUUAAUGAAAGUAUACACGUCACGAUUCGUGCUCGUCGAUGUGCGAUCGUACAUUUUUAGGCAUACUUUUUUUUUCUUAUACAUGAAUUUACGUUAGUGGUUUACUCUCGUGCCAUUGAUCGACUGUGCGAACAAGAUCUGUUUUCGUUUGUGUGCACGCGAUGUGUGUUAUACCUGGUUUUCGAGAGCUGCUCCAAAGAUGUUUCUCGUUGCGUGUAUGCGUCAUUGUAUUUUGUUUUUUUUUUCAUAAUCGCGAGUACUGUUUUGAUAUGUAAUUUCACCCUCAUGGGGCUUCUACCCUUUGAAAUGAGUGAGCUGGACACAGCUUGCUCGAGGUACAAGCACAGGACAAAAACGUGACAUUAACUGCGUUUCUUGCCCGAAACCUGAAUGCAUUGCUACUGUUUCUUGUGUGUCCCAUACAAAUAUCGGCGCGUUGUACGAGCAUUCUGGUUAUAUUCUGUGAAUUGCCCAUGAUAACAAAAAUUGUCGUUUGCAUUUUGCAAGAUUCAUGCGCGUUCGACCAUGUUUGCGUCUUCGAGUCUUGUGCUUAGUGAGCCUCUAAGGCUUCCAACUUACGUGUUAUGUAUUGUAAAUAUGUAGCCGGUGAUGAGCGCUUUAUAGCGGUAGCCAGAAAGUGUGUGUGUAAACAGACGAUCGAUGUCGAAGUGUCACCUCUACUGCAUUGCUUUUUCCAGCUGUGACAAAUAAUAUCCUCUUGGGACAUUUUGCACACCGUACAGACGUUUACUCGAGAUUUGGGUGCACGUUAAAGAACCCCAGGUGGUCUAAA